CCGUCCGCGCCCACGUUCCGGGGCGCCCGCUCGGGGGCCCGGCGGCCGCGCGCUCGCCGCCGCGCACGCCAGGGGCGCCCGGCGGAGGACCGUCCACGCACCGCCCUCGUCGUCUGCGAUCUGUUGCUGCUGCUGGCGCUGCUGGCCUACCCGGUGCUCCGCCUCACCGCGCGCCUGGGCCCCGGGAGCGAGCGGUGGGCCUGUUUGCUGCUGGCCUGGGCGGCCUCCUUGCUGAUCAGCGCCGGGGCACCAAGCCGCAGGAGGCGCGCGCUCGGCGGCGCGGUCGAGGCGUGCGGCGGCUGCCCCGGCGACGGCGGGGCCGCGCUCUGGAUCGGGCUGCUGCUCGUGGUGGCCGCCGUGGUGCCCGACACCGCCGGGGGCCUGCCGCGACGGCUGGAGCUCGUUGCGCUCGGGUCGCUGGCGACGGUGCAGCACUUGGCCCUAGGCCUCCUCCUGGAGCCCGACGAUUGCAGGGGCCAGUCCUCCUCCGGGAGUGGCUGGCGCUGCCCGCGCUCGCGGCGGUGCUGGCGCUCGGGCACCCCGCGCGCGGGGACUCGCGGCGCUUGGCCGACCAGGUCGGGGAGUACCUGGCCGAGCGCUGGCGCUCCUCCAGCCUGCUCGAGGACUGCCGGGACACCCACGCGAACCGCGUGGAGCAGGUCGUGAGGAUCAUCGAGGAGGAGGAGUUCCGCGGCAGGCUGAUGCUCGAGCGGGUGGACCCGCUCCUGGGGUCGGCCGGGCCCAGCGCGGGCAGGCUGGCGGACGCGGUGGGCCACCUUUGCGAGGUGCUGGGGAACCUUGCGGCGCAGCUGUGCGACAGGGAGAUGAACUCCGCCGAGGUCCACGACCAGCUCGCCAGGGACGCCGAGUGCCUGGACGCGCAGUUCCUGUCGAGCUGGCUGCAGCACGCGCCGCAGGACUCCUCGCCGGUGUCUCGCUCGUCCACCGCCUCCUCCCUGGACGACCUCGGGCGCGGCAGCCGGCUCACCAAGACGGUGGCGGGCGUGCGCGCGGACCUCCGGGUCGGGGAGUGGGACUUCGACGCCAUCCGGACGCGCGACAGGCACAGGAACAUCGUUCAGAUUGUCGGCUUCGAGCUGCUGCGGACCUUCUCCAUCCUGCCGAGGGGAGCGUUGGCGGGCUUCCUGGAGCUGUUGGAGGCCGGCUACGAGCCGACGAUCUCGUACCACAACAACGCCCACGCCGCGGACGUGGCGAACUCGUUCUACUUCCUCGUGACCAGGAGCGAGAUCUGGCAGCACAAGGACACCGCGAUGUCCGACAUCAGCCGCAUCGGCAGCAUCGUCGCGGCGCUGGGGCACGACGUGGGCCACUUCGGGCGCAACAACCUCUUCCUCGUCGCCACGCGCCACGCGCUCGCCGUGACCUACAACGACAGGAGCGUGAUGGAGGGCUUCCACGCGUCCUCCCUCGUGCGGCUCGUGGAGCAGGACCACCGGGCGGAGACGGGGCCGCUGAGGGAGAAGCUCCUUGGCGGGCUGCCCUCGGAGCACGGCCCCCAUGUCCGCCAGCUGAUCGUGGCGCUCGUCCUGACCACCGACCCCUCGAAGCACCUGGAGGACCUCUCCACCUUCCGCGUCAGGAUCGGCGCAGACAGCUUCGACCCCCUGAACGACCCAGCCGACCAGCAGCAGGCGCUGUGCAUGCUGCUCAAGGCUGCCGACAUCGGGCACUCGGCGAAGGGGUGGACCCUGCACCAGGACUGGUCCCUCCGGGUGGUGCAGGAGUUCCAUGCGCAGGGGGACGAGGAGAGGCGCAUGGGUCUGCCAGUCUCCCCGCUGUGCGAGCGCGAGGGCUUCGUGCUGGCCACGUCGCAGGUGGGCUUCCUCAAGUUCAUCUGCGUGCCGACCUUCAAAGAGCUCUCCCGCCUCGAGACGACCAUGCACCUGCGCGCCUCGCAGCUCCGAGGGUGCCAGAUGGCGGCGGUCGGCUGCCUGGCCGCGCCCGAGGCGGCGGAGCAGCCGGCAGCGGCGGCGGGUCGUUGUGGCCUGCGCGGCGCGCCAGGCAGGCGGCCGCGCGCUGGCCGCCAGUGGGCCGCCCUCGAGCGCGUGAAGGCGCUCGCAUCCAGGGUCGCGGAGCCCGAGGCCGAACUCAGGAAUACCCUGGAGGUGCACGAGGCGGCGGCGCAGCAGGCUGUGGCCCUGGCGGGCACGGACGCGACGGGGGAGGCAGACGACAAGCUGAGGGGCGAGCUGGUCGGGCGGUUGGCCCUCGAAGCGCCGAUCCUCGCGGCGGGCCUGGCUGCGGAGCAGGGGAGCGUGCUGGUUCCCUGCGUGCCGACGCCGGGCAGGCAACGGCGCAACACGGCGGCGCACGUCUUCAGCACCGCCGUCACGGUCAUCCAGAAGGCUGGCAAGGUCAGCCUCGGCACCCUCGUGGAGCUGACGUACGCGACGGCGCCCGCCUUCCUCUUCGCCGUCCUGCUGGAGCUGGUCUUCAUCCUGGACGGCGGCGCCAGCGCCGGCGCUGUUCCCCGCGCUCAACCCGCUGCCGCCGAGCCACCCCUGCCCUCCAUCGACGGCGCGCGCGACGCGGGCCACACCGUCCAGCGGGGCGUCUCGUUCAACGCCGCCGACUUUGCCGCGCUCGACGCGCAGGAGGUGGUGGACACGACCCUCGUUCUCGAGGAUGGCGUCGGCUCUUUGCCCAACGCCCGCCGUGCGAUGUCCCUCGGCGGGUCUGUCGGCGAGCUGGCGGCCGAGCCAGGCGCGGCCUUCGGUGGCCCUGGCACGGCGCGCAGCACGACUUGCACGGCUUCAUCUUCCCGUCGCACCGCUGCGGACCUCGGAGCCGUCGAGCGCUACCUGAUGACCAACGAGGCGGCCCUCCUUCGUGGGAGCAGCGAGCUGGUCCAGGACGUCGACGGCGGCGAGGCGCUGGAGGAGGCGGCGGCGCUGAAGGCCGACGUGCAGUGCCACGCGCUGCGGUCGGAGGCGAUCGACGCCGGCGCGGGCGUCAGGAAGGGCGUCGAGGUGCUGGAGUUAUUUUGCGGGGCCGCCCCCGACGACCCGAUCGACGAGCGCACGGUCGUCGGCGGGAGGCGGCGCCUCGCGGUGCCGCAGGGGCACAUGUACCAGACCUGGGCCAUCGCCGACCUCGAGCAGUUCGAGGCUCAGGUCGCCUACAGGGAGCUGGAGAAGGCGAAGGCGGCCAAGCGGGCUCGUCUCGCCGCGAAGGCCAGGCUGGCCAGGGCGGCGACUCGCGAGAGGUGA
This is a messenger RNA of Prorocentrum cordatum, 3233 nucleotides long. Lineage: Eukaryota; Dinophyceae; Prorocentrales; Prorocentraceae. The record is from the annotation of a GenBank genome assembly.